CUCUGUCAAGUCUCCACCUCGGUUUCUACACCAGUCAAGACUUUCACUCAUCAGGUGAUAUUUUUCUCCUGGGAUUUUCUUGUUUAUUGCAACAUCAGCAAAGGCUGCCCAUAUGACCGAGAUCAGUCAUGGAGGAACAGCUGCGAAUAGAUCUGACGUACAUCACCGAACGCAUCAUCACCAUCUUCUGCCCUCCCGGAUGUCCAGAGAAGAUCUACCUGCAGAACCUGCAGCAGAUUAUUCUCAUGCUGCAGUCCAAGCAUGGACACCACUACAUGCUCGUCAACCUCUCGCAGAAAAACAAAACUCUCACCCAAAUGAACCACAAGGUUCUGGACACAGGUUGGGUGGAUCUCCUGGCCCCGGACCUGGACCAGAUCUUUAGCGUGUGCACGACAAUGAACAACUGGCUGCAAACACAUGAGAAGCACGUCCUGGUGUUGCACUGCAGGGGAUGUAAAGGCCGACUCGGAGUUCUGGUGGCUUCUUACAUCCACUUUGCUAACAUCUCGGCCAGUGCAGAACUUUCUCUCGACCACUUUGCCAUGAGGAGGUUCUACAAUGACAAGCUGUCAGCGCUGAUGACCCCCUCGCAAAAACGGUACGUGUGGAUGCUGGGAAGCUUGUUAAAGGGCGGACUGAGGAUGCGUCCCUCGCCAUCUUUCCUCCUGUGUGUUGUUCUCCACGGUCUUCCCAAAAUAAGACCAGAUGGAGCAUGUUGUCUCUUCCUGAGAGUCUACCAGAGUCUACAAGCUGUUUGCACAUCGGCAGUGUACCAUGUGAAUGCAGCCCAGACAGACCGCCUCUACUUUGUGCUCCAGCCAGCUCAGCUGCUCAAAGGGGACAUCAUGGUGGUUUGUUAUGAUAAAAACAGCCAGUCAGCCAGCCGCCAGGUCGUCUUCCGUCUCCAGUUCCAUACGGGCCUCGUACUAGGACACACCCUCACUUUCUGUAAGGCCGACCUCGACUGUGCCAGCGAAGAUGCCCGGUUCCCAGAAGAUGGAAAAGUGGAGCUGUUGGUUUCCGACAGCCCUGAAAAGAUUACAGGCAGAGAGCUGUGGAGCAACGGGCGCUGUGUGACGGUGGACUAUGACACCUUCGACCCUUUGGUUAGACGAGAUUCUUAUCAAGACACGUCCUCUCCUGAGACAGCUCCACCUCAUAUCCUGGACCCAGGAAAUGGCAACGUGUUUGCCAGAGGGAGGAAGACGAGUAGUGAGGAAGGAGCGUCGUUCCGUCUGACCACCAGCAGCCCCAGCUGCAGUGACCGAGCUCCGUCUGCCAGCAGUGACUCGGGCCUGUCUGUUGCCUCUCAGGGGCGAAACGGAGCCAGACAGAGGAGAGGGUCCGCACGGGACAAGUGCACCCAGGCGGGGAAGCUGCUCUCCGGGUUGGACUUUGAGAUUUCUCAGCCUCUUCUGGAGGUCAUGGCUGAGCUUGCUGCGUCCAGCGGAUGGGAUGGGCAGAUGACUGGAGAUGAAUCUGAACUGGGACACGCGAUCAAUGGAGAGGCUUCGUCCAGCGAGAGGGAAACUGACAUACUGGACGACGAGGACGACGUCGACGGCGUAGCACCUCCUGCUUCAGACAUACCGAGCUCAGGCAGCAUCUGCUCCCUCUCCUCCGAGAACCUGCCUGAAACUCAGGGAUCCGCCCACGACGAGUACUCCACGCACUCCUGGGUUCGGCAGCAGAUGAUGGUCGAGGUCGUCACUGAAGCCUCCCUUCAAGUUGAUGGGGAGGAGAGUUUGAACCGGGUGAGAAAACAGAGGCCGCCGCCUCUGGUGGCUCCUCACACCCCACCUCGGGGACUCAGCAGCAGGGUAGCAGUGCAGCGAGCGCUGGUGAACGAGGAUGGUGCACACGACGUCACACAGCAGACAGAAGUUACGCACGGCACACAGUCCGUCGACAACGCACUCGCGUCGUUUUGCCAAGACGAGGAUUUGACCAUGGAUAUGGACGAGUCCAUAGAGCAGCUGAACCAGCUGAUUCUGGAUUUGGACCCCACCUUUGUUCCCGUUCCUAACCGCUGUGCGCCCUUGUCCCGCUCCGCCUCCCUCCACUCCAACGGCCUCAGCCACAAGGGAAAUACCCAUCCGUCUGGUUGGAAGCAGCAGAUGCAGGUGGUGAGCGAUGUGACGGACAACGCUGGUCCCCAGACUCCGGGAUGGAGGCGUGGUGGCGCUCAGAGCUUCAGAGGCUCGCCCGUCUACAGUCCCCCCUUCACGCCGUCUCCGCAUGGCCAUCUCUUCAAAGCCAACAGCGUAGACUACAGGGGACAGACGGAUGGCCCCGACAUUGUCCCUGCUACUCCGGCCUUCCCGGUGUCUCCACCGUCGCCCUACGUGAAACAUUUCUCUGAGUUUUCCCAGCUCCGGACGGGCGGGCAGUGGGACCAACACAGCUGGACACAAGAUUCCCGGAGUUUCCUGGACGGUAUGAACCACGCCGGCGGCUCCACAGAGGGAGAGCUGUUCAGAUCCGAGGUGUCGGUCACCUCCGCUUCCUGUCAGAGGAUCUUUGGCUCCGUGUGCUCGAUACCAUCGGACAUCAGCCCCCUGCCGCACGCAGACAGCUCCACUCCUCCCCCGGUGUGGCAUGACCAAACUCCAAACUCCCUGAACUUCCCGUAUCCCCUCCAGCCCUCAUCUCCCCUCUCCCUCAGCACUCCCAAUGCCUACAGCUCACCCCGGGGGGCUCUGAGAGGCCUGGGUGGAGGUUCGGGGGUCCAUCGGGAGACAGACAGCGCGGACUUGUCCUCGUUGUUGUUGUUGGGGAACGGCGGCCUGGAGCACAGCCUGCUGGAGGCCAUGCAGGGCCUCGGGAGUCUGAACCUCGGGGGAGACGGGGGCCUCCCUCCGCUGCUGCCUGAGAAGAGGAGAGGGGGCGAGGGGGGAGAGCUUGGCUCCCGCUCCCCGUCUCUAAGCGGAUUUUCCAGCCCUCACAGUGGCAGCAGUCUGAGCAUCCCUUUCUCAUCCUCCGUGACCCCCGACCCCCUCAGGGGACUCGGUGGGGUCCAGUCGCCUGGAGCAGACUUUGGCAGUAAGCAGGACACUGUGAAGUUCGUUCAGGACACUUCCAAGUUCUGGUACAAGCCCGACAUUUCCAGAGACCAAGCCAUCGCAGUGCUGAAGGACAAAGAGCCCGGCUCCUUCAUUGUCAGAGACAGCCAUUCAUUUCGAGGGGCGUAUGGGUUGGCUAUGAAGGUGGCCACGCCCCCUCCAUCCGUGUUACAGCAGAGUAAAAAAGUGGGGGACCUGUCCAAUGAGCUGGUGAGACACUUCCUGAUCGAGUGCUCUCAGAAAGGAGUUCGUCUUAAGGGCUGCCCCAAUGAGCCGUACUUUGGAAGUCUCACAGCUCUGGUGUGUCAGCACUCCAUCACCCCUCUGGCUCUGCCCUGUAAACUCAUCCUGCCCGACAAGGAUACAGACCCGGUGGAGGACCUAAAUCACUCGUCUGCACAGACGGCAACAAAUUCAGCAGCUGAGCUCCUCAAACAGGGAGCAGCGUGUAACGUGUGGUACCUGGGCACCGUGGAGCUGGAGUCUCUGACGGGGCAUCAGGCGGUUCAGAAGGCGACCACGCUGACCCUCGCCAUGGACCCCCCACCGGCGUCCACCGCCGUCCACUUCAAGGUGUCGGCACAGGGCAUCACGCUCACUGACAACCAGAGGAAGUUGUUUUUCAGGAGACACUACGCGGUCAACACGGUCAUCUUCUGUUCCCUGGACCCACAGGGCAGGAAAUGGACAAGAGGCAGCGCUUCCACUGCAAAGAUCUUUGGAUUCGUAGCUCGGAAAUCUCAGAGCGAGACUGAAAAUAUGUGCCACCUGUUCGCUGAACACGACCCCGAGCAGCCGGCGAGCGCCAUCGUCAACUUCGUCUCAAAGGUCAUGAUCGGGUCACAUAAGAAGUGAGGAGAAAGAAACUCACUGCAGUGUGUGAAGACUGGACUGGGGAUCAACUGCCAACCCUGACAAUGUAUGAAUAUGAGUGUGGAUCUAAAAAAAUACAAAAUAAACAAACUCUUCCUCCCAAGAGCCAAAACACUAUGAACCCACACACUCCAGCACCUGGUCCUGCUGGUCCAUCCUCUCACGGAGGAGCGUGUGCAUUGUGUCCUGACAGCACUAAACGACCACCAGAGGGAGCCACGGCCGUCAUGUAUAACGUUAAACUCAUCAGCAGGAGGCUUUAAGAUGGAUCCUUGGGAUUUAAAAAAAUAAAAUCUCUAUAGCAUCAGACCUUUUUCCCAUCUUGUACAACAACCAGAUUUCUAAUUAAUCAGAUUGUAUGUUCAAAUAUACUCUAAAUGUACUAUACUAUAUACCUACUUUGCUUUCUGCUGGCAGUCAUAGCCAGAAAAUACAACACAUUUACUUCUGCUCAAACCUGGAGAAUAUCUGAUAUUCGGCACAUGAAUUUUUUUUAGUAUGUCUAUAAUUCUAAAAGCUUUUAAUGUGUAAAUCAGGUAUGAACAUCCCUUGUGUGCAAGCCACAGGCCCAUUUUUGUAUGUUAAAACAAAGCCAAUGAUAUCGUCACAUGACAAAGCCAGUAACGUGGUCGCCUUGUACUUAAGAUGGAUUUAUUGUGUUGUGUUUAUAGUAUUUAUCCCUUUUUACAGAUGUGUAAAAGUCUUUCUUUUUCCUAAAUAUACGUGUCAUAUAUUUUUGUAUAUUAACAUGCUGUACAUUAGGUUUAAAGGCAGUGAACCUUGGAAUGUAUACUCAUUGUAUUACUAAUAUAGAUGUCAAUAUGUUCCUUUUACCAUCACUCAAUACAGUGUACAGUUAUUGUGCCAUGAAAAACA
Messenger RNA from Pseudoliparis swirei, 4814 nucleotides. It is a transcript of the gene tns3.2, whose product is annotated as tensin-3. The record is from RefSeq and is a predicted model, not a curated record. Gene Ontology annotation, molecular function: protein binding. The coding region runs from base 129 to 3920 and encodes 1263 amino acids. The transcript is spliced from 27 exons. Lineage: Eukaryota; Metazoa; Chordata; Actinopteri; Perciformes; Liparidae.